Panicum hallii is the source of this 2023-nucleotide messenger RNA. RefSeq names its product protein XRI1-like. Gene Ontology annotation, biological process: male meiotic nuclear division; female meiotic nuclear division. The transcript is spliced from 9 exons. The coding region runs from base 511 to 1590 and encodes 359 amino acids. The record is from RefSeq and is a predicted model, not a curated record. NCBI's taxonomy places the organism in Eukaryota, Viridiplantae, Streptophyta, Magnoliopsida, Poales, Poaceae.
AGGUGGGGGAUUUGAGCUGGGCACGCGGCGCGAAGGCCGAGGGGUCGCGCCCAACGGCCUUCUCGCUCGCCCCGCAGCCCAUCUGCGCCCACCCCCCUCCCCAUUCCCUUCCCCUUUUCGACCCACCCCUCCCAUCCCACCACACUACAAAUGCGGCGCAACCGCAGCGGCAGCAGCCAGCAGUAGCGACCCGUGCUAGUAGUACACCGCCGCGGCGUCGCCCGGACAUGCUCUCGCAUCCACCGCCCUCGCACCGCGCACGCUAGGCACGCUCGAAUCCGGGGGGCCGUUGCAACGGCUAGUUGCGGCGGCGCGGCCGAUCGAUGGACCCGUACGGCGGCGGCGGAGGCGCCGAUGCCGGAGGGAGCGGCGGCGGAGGCGCCAAUGGCUCUCAAAUGUGGGUGAGGGGGGCCCGGGCCGUGUUUGCUUCGUCCUUGCUUGCUGGGUCCGCGGUUCUCGCGGGGGACUGGUCGGCUCCGUGUCUCGGGGGGGAUUGGGGUGGGGGAUGGGAUGAGGGGUUUUGGCUGGGGCCGAUGCGCCGCCGUCCGGUGCGGAGCUGGCGGUGGGCGGAGAUCCGCUCGCCGCCGGCCGGUCCCGGGUGUUCGAUCUGACGGUGGAGAAAUCCUGCCGUGGCGGCGAUCUGGCCCGGCGCGCCGGCUCUCGGCGGAUCGGGAGGAUGAUCCGUGGGGCGGUCCUCGGGCCCCUGGCAGUCUCUGGGAUUGGCAAGCAGGAGAGCAUUGCGAAGCAGAUGAUGCGAGCCAUGCGGAUGCUACCAAGUUUGUGUGGGAUUGCCUCAAUCAAGAUGACGAUGAGCUACUGGGAUUGCUUGGGAAUCAAACUCCGCUGAGGGACUGUCGUGACUUCUUCGCUGAUAUACCAGAUAUCUCCUGCAAGGAGACCCUGGACCCGGAGGAGUCUCGCGAAGCAAAGCGAAGACGUACGUUGGAGUACCCUCCAGAGUCUAGUCAGUCGGAAGUUGGAACUCAUGAAACCGCUUCUCCUUUUGUCGCAUCUGAGGUAACAGAGGUUUCAUUGCUUUGUACCGACGAACCACAGAGCUUAAAUUGUGAUAUACAGUACAGUUCAAAUAAUAUAGAUACAAUAAGUUCCUUGUCAAAUCAAGCAUCCUACUGGCAAGAAAAUAACCAUUUGGAACAUUGCUCUUAUGGAACUCCAGUGUACGUCGAACCUGAUCAAAUGCCUUGUACCCAGGAAAGCGUUGCAUAUGUUGAUGAUCAAGCUGGUAUUUCAGGAUCAAGCGAGAUUGCACCAGUGACAGAGCGUUUCAUAAUGCAGGAAACUAGGAAGCUUUCUACGCUCAAAGUCUCUAAAGGAGGAAGCUCAUCGCUAGUCAAGGCAAAGCAAAACAUAACUACAACCGUAGCAUACCCUUUUACUCUCAUCAAGCCAUCUUGGAAGGAAGGCGAUGUUACUCUGCAGGACAUUAAUCAGAGACUGCGUGCUCCUCCAAAGAAACCUCCUGAAAUCCUGGGAACUUCUGCUUUCUCUGGCAAGCCCGUGAUCGGCAAGACAAGGAUCAAGACAGAUGGGGGCAAAGGCAGCAUCACAAUACUAAGAACAAAGGGCUGAGAGCCCUGAGAAUGACUUUGAUCCUUAUUUAUCUGCCAUUCUCAACAUUUAUCAGAACAGAAGGGGGGAAAGCAGCUCCUUGGUGGUCAAUUGUGCAGGCCUGAGGACCUGAGGCUGCCAUUGACCCAGACAUAUAACAGUACAAGGGACAGAGGGCUGAGAACAUGAGACUGCCAUUGAUCCUUAUCUACCUGCCAUUCUCUCGAUUGCUUCCGGCGCUCUGGUCAAUUGCGCAGGCCUCUGUAGCUUCCCAUUUAUUACAAUUUUCCAUUUCAAUUUUGUGCCGUGGCUUUGGUGUUCUGAAGCGCACUGUAGAUGCGAAACUCUUUGUUCAAAGAUCCAGCAUUCUUCCGGUGUAUUUAUGGCAUGUGGCCAAUGAUAUAUAGGGGAAAAAAAUUGAAGUUCAAGGUAUUGUUGUGUUCUGCCCUGUUUA